Molecule: messenger RNA, 1455 nt
Organism: Saccharomyces mikatae IFO 1815
Lineage: Eukaryota; Fungi; Ascomycota; Saccharomycetes; Saccharomycetales; Saccharomycetaceae
Gene: SPO77
Product: Spo77p
Exons: 1
Coding region: 1-1455 (484 amino acids)
Source: RefSeq, a predicted model, not a curated record
AUGUUCCGAAAGAAAGGUAAUUCAGAAUUUAAUGUGGAGAAUGAUUUCUUUCUCCCUCUGGAAUGUGAAUACGCUCCAACUCCACAAGAGAGUGUGACUUCAAAGAGGAAGUUAUGUAUAGUAAAAAAUUCAAAUUUUUUUCCUUUGAAUGAUACGUCAUACUCAUCGCAAAACAAUUCAAUAAAUGAUAAAAACAGCCAAUCAUCUUACGGUAGCAUGAAAACAGUUGGAAACAGCUACUCUAACCGCUCAAUUCCGGUAAAACUCAAUGAAACGAGAGGAGGAAGAUGGGACAGCAUACAUAAUGACAGCAUCUUCAAUUCGAACUGUCACCCCAAUAAUAAGAAUUACUCAUCACCGUUUCAUAAAAAUAUUCUGAGUAAGAACUAUAACGAUAAAGCAGAGUCCGACCUUUCAAAAAAUAAUAAAAAAUCCGAUACCCUCCGCCCUGGUACAGCAUGCUUUGUACUCAGUAUUGCAGACAAAGACGUCAUCGAAUUUAAUAUGGACAUUCAAGCGCCUUUUGUCGACUUACUUUCUGGCGUCACACUUGAAAAAUGUUCGUUGACGCUAAAUGAAAUAAAUAAAAAACUUUUUAAUACACUCUAUGAUUUUCGAGUAAGCAAACACAACCCCGAAGAAAACUUGAUUGAACUAAUACUUCCAAACUGUGUGGAUUUACUACACCUGUUUGAAGAAAUUGAAAUCCUUACCACUUCUUGUGAUGAGGUGUUUGAAAGAUCCACUUUUAUCAACACCAUUGAGUUCAUUGUGCACGAUAUUUGGGUGGAAACAUUAACAAGGAACCUGUGUUUAUUCCAUAUGUUGGAUGCAGAUUUAAAAUGUUGCAGAGAUAAAUAUAUAAUUUGCAAGUUGAAAGGUCGAUUUUCCUCGACGAACAUAAUGGGGAUACUAGAGAAUUUGAAACAUUUCCCCAGCUCCAUCUUGGAAACUUUUGAAUUCGGAAUUAAGCUAAAGGAACAAGAUCAGUGUAACAAUAGCAGCGCUAUCAUGAACUACGUUGUUUUCAACAGGACCUUUUGCACAAUUGUUCUGGAGAUUCAAAAAUGCUUCAUCAUGAUCGUCAAAUUCAUGCACUCCGUCGAUCUUCUACAAAAAUUUUCCACCGAUGUAUUUUUAUCAUUUAUCGAAACCUUGAUAAAAAUUGUCUUUGAACAUCAGAUUCCACAGCUGUUUUUGGGAAUCGAUGAGAUUAUUGAACUGUGGUUAAAGGACGAUGUCAUAGAACGCCGACAACUAUUGGGCGUAUGGUGCAGCGCAAUAGUCCGUGACUUGAAGAAAAAUCAAGCAACAGAUAUUUCGAAUACAGAAUCUGAAUCCAUCACUUCAAGUACAGAGGAUGAUGAAGACAGUCUUCAAUUCAAUAAAUGGGAUGUAAUUGCUCCGUUUAUUGAAAAUGUCAAGGCGCUGCAGCAACCAAAGCCCUGCACAUAA